UCAGCUAUGGUUGAAUACAAAAAUGAAGAUAUAAUGUGCCCAUCCGAAUUAAUUUUGAUGCUGCGCAACAAUUUGAACGAAUCUCUAGCUAGAACACUGAUAGAAAGAAAUAUUCGACUAUUCAAAGACUUCAUCAAACUCUCUGAAAACAAAGUUAUGGUUCAGGAUAUUCGUAAUGUGGCCCAAGUAGUGGAUAAUUUAUUUGGUUGUUUGGAAGAAAAUGAAUUAUAUUUAGCUCCUCUUCAUUGCCUGUUAAUUAUGUUAUCCAAUCCUCCACACAUGAACAAAGUCUCUGAUGCUAUCCAGUCUGUUUAUUUAUUGAAGGACUAUUUAAACAUUCUUGGUGGAUUGUUAUUGAAGUUGGUGGCUGAGAAGACGUUCCAGAAGAUGAUUCUUUCAAUAAUUCACAAUUUGUUCUCCAAGGAUGCAAGGAAAGAGAGCUCUGUCAUUGACAUUACGUGGUGUGUCGAAGCUCUUGAAUUGAGUUCCCUACCUCUAGAGAUUGCAAAUGUCUUGAAAUUGGAUUUCCAUCACAACCGUCAUGAAUUUUUAAUCGUUAUCGAUGUUAUUUCCGAUCUUUCAAGACAUUGUUGUUUGAAAAUGAUCAACUCUGGCAUGAUAAAUAUUCUACUUUCAAGUCUUGCCAAAACAGAUACGAAUAUUGAGGUUUCUCAUAUCAGCGAUAAUCAAUGUUUGAAUGUCAAUUUGAACCUUAUUUGGCGCUUAGUGGAAAUAUGUAAAACUGAAGAAUGCAGCAAACACAUUGAAGCUAUUUCAUCUACUGCUUUAAAAGAUUUCAUUAUGGUUUUGACAAGAAUUGAUCGAGAGGAGAAUAAUUUGAAGUCUUCAAAAAUUUACCGAAACAACAUAUUUUCACUACUCUUAGAACUGAUUCAUACUUUUCCAGAUCUGGAUCUCUCUAUCGUGAAAAACUAUUUCAUUGAACUUGUACGUAAUCGGAGAAAAGAGAUCCCACUAAGCGAAUUAGAAGAGGAAAAUGUUGAAUCCACUCCCAUAUACAAGAAGCUUGAUGUACAUUAUGAGAAAAUAUUCUUGUCAAUUUUAAAAUACUUGGUCACGAGUUCAUCAAAUACUCAAGACCAUCCAUUUUUAACGGAAGUUAUGGAAUUGCUGCUUGGAUAUUUGACUUGUUGGUCAAACCCCAAGGAUCAAAUAGUAUGGUCUUCUGUACAAGCCUCGCAGUUGCUCAUGGCUUUCAAAAUCUUGCCAUCUAUCUCAGCGAUGUUAAUGGACUACUUCAUCUCGAAAAACGGUCCCAAUAGACUUAUGCAGAUAAUAGAAUUAUUCAGACAUGAGAUGAUCGGUAUUACUGUCUUAUUUGAAGCUACACUGUGUUUAUUGAAAAUAUUCAAGAUGAACGAAAAGAGCACUGGCCUUCCUACUUUAAUGAAGCAGAUCGAUAUUCAUAUUAUGAUAAAAUUGACAAAAAGAUGUUUGGAAAUGGAAGUAAUGUCUACAUAUUUCCAAGAUCUAUUAACCAAUUUGCUGUGCAUAAUAAAUAGUCUCACUUGCCAGGAUAACUUGGAACCUUGUAUUAGGGAUUCCUUGUUCACGAUUGCAUUUGAUUCUAUUCAGCGUAUUCUGUUCCUCAAAAAAGUUGACUCAGUCUUGAGUAACAAAUUGAAUGUGGCAGUAAGUGAGGUUUUAUGGAAAUGUGUCAUCCAAUUCCCAGAAAGUUGGGAAAGGUUUAUCCAAGCAAAUGGCAUAUAUAUAAUUUUGGAUUUAGUUAUGAUUUUGCCUCACAUUUUGAAGAUAAAAUACCUUACAAUAUUGGCUGACUUAUGUGAAGAUCCAGUUAGUGUUCCUUAUCUUAUCACAUGGAGGACAAAAAGUAAAAUGGAUGGAGUACCUAUCGGCUCUGGAAUACUGACAGUGCUUUGUAAUCUUUGGAGACAAGAGGAAAAAUUAAUUGGAGUGAAAAGAGAUAAAUAUGGAUGUAUUGAAGACUGGCAAGAACCUUUAAUGGGAGAAGUUCAAAGAAACCUUCAAAAAGAAAUGAGAUUUGAAGCAUUUUCUGGCAUGUUCUCAAUGUUUGCAGAUAUGAGAAUCAAAAUCUAUAUAAUCAUUUAUUACUUGACUAUUCGGUAUAAAGAUAUAACAACUAUUGCUGAAAAUCACUUCAGAUUAAAUUAUUUACCUCUGAAUUCUUAUGAUAAGAUAACAAUGAAGUUGGCUGAAAAUUACUUCAAACUGAGUGUUGGGGGAAUUUGGAAAGAUCUGGCUCAAGAUAAUGUCACUCAUAGACCAUCCAAUGAGAUGUCACCAGUUUACAGAAAUAUCAUUCAAAGUCUAGCAGAGAAACAUGACAAAUUUACACAGAAUUUAAUAAGUGCCCAGAAAGAAAUUAUUGAACAACAAGAAAACGAGGCAAUUGAAAAAGAAGAGGAUUUGCAAUGUGUAGAUAAUAGUUGCAAAUUAGCGCACACCCUGAAAGCGUUGGCUGAGUUAUGCUUGAAUGCUAGGAUUGAAAGCAGGGAGCUCCUCCUGCAAGAAAAAACUAAACAGAAAAAACAGAUUGAGGAUUGCAGGAAGCAGGAAGGAAAAGAGGAUGUGAUAGAUACUUACCCAAAGAAUCUCCUAAUCACCACUAUGACUGCUGGUCGAAAAAGUAUGUAUCAAUGCAUACUAAACGGGGAAUACAGGUCACCAAAGUUUAAAUCACAUACUGAGAACGGAAUACAAAUCAUUAAAAACUAUUUUCCAGUGCCAUCGCAUUCAGAUACUUGCUUUGAGAAGGACUUCAUCGAUUCUAAUAAAGAUUAUUCAGAUGGGAAGCAAGACCAAAAACUUGACAAGAAAUUGAAACCCACUGGCGAUACAAGUAGAUUGAAUCCGAAGCAUUAUAAAUGCUUCAUCUAAAGAUUUUUUUCAAUUCUUACUCUACAGUACUUUUAAUUUUGAAAAUAUCUAAAAAAAAUUAAUAGCACAUUGGAUAUCACAGGUAUACAAGGGAAUUGAUUGAAGACAUUUUGAUUCGUUUUAUUUACAUGGUACCUAAUGGAACAUUAUGAUUCGGACAGUCAGACUUAAUUGAGGUCGUAAAGUUCGUUAAGCUUCUGCAAAGGCUAAAAAUACACUUUCUACUGGUGAUAUUUUUCAAAGUUUUAAAAUUUGUAUGUCAUCAAGCUAUCAAAAUGAAAAAGUUUUCUCAGGAAAACAUUUUUUUCUGAUCAUUAUUUU
Messenger RNA from Nilaparvata lugens (brown planthopper), 3201 nucleotides. RefSeq names its product cilia- and flagella-associated protein 69. The transcript is spliced from 15 exons. Gene Ontology annotation, cellular component: non-motile cilium; sperm midpiece. NCBI's taxonomy places the organism in Eukaryota, Metazoa, Arthropoda, Insecta, Hemiptera, Delphacidae. The record is from RefSeq and is a predicted model, not a curated record. Bases 7 to 2880 code for a protein of 957 amino acids. Gene Ontology annotation, biological process: positive regulation of flagellated sperm motility.